Molecule: messenger RNA, 24460 nt
Organism: Xyrichtys novacula (pearly razorfish)
Lineage: Eukaryota; Metazoa; Chordata; Actinopteri; Labriformes; Labridae
Source: the annotation of a GenBank genome assembly
UCGACAACGACAACUUCCUGCAAAAUAGUGGUCCCUAACAACAGACAAAGCUUGACACUGUGGAUUUAAUUGCGAAUGCUUUAAUAAAAGCGUUUCACACUCAAACCUUCAAUGGUAAGACUUGCUUUUGUGUUUUUACGUGGGGCCAAGAGAGUUUGUUUGAUAUAAAGCGUUGCUGCGAGGUGGACCGAGAGCGAGAUGGCUUUACACGAUGCCAUUUCUAUACCCACUCAUAUGGCUGCUGGUCCUGACUAAACCCUGGAGAGUAAAACUUUCAUGCCCAGAUCCAAAUUAAUAAACUCGUAGUUACGCUAAGUUCUUGAACAAAAUACCCUCUUACAUGAGUUACGUAACGUGCAUGUUAAUAUUCCUGUAUCAAAAUCUACCGUAACAACAACCCUGAUUGCUAGCGUCUGGAAGCUAACGUUAAAUUAGAAGGCUAAGGAGGCUGCGUCUAAAUCCUGGCGCAGUAUUCUCUGUCACAGUUUUCCAAAACUCGCAUGCAAGUCAGCGUUGGUUGCCGCUUUAGUUUGGAUUUGAGUGGUAUGGUGUAAUUUUCAUUUUACACGCCGAAUGGUAAAAUAAGGUGUUUUUAAUAAGAGCUAUACGAAGUACCCUUUUCCAGGAAUUAGUCUGAUACCAGCAAACUGUGUUCGGCCUGGUUAUCUGCUGGACUCAGCGAAUACAAGUAAAUUCUGUUUUUUUCUUCUCGACCUGAUUGGGUCCUUCGUUAAAGUGAUGCUGUGCAUUUUUCUGGAUGUUUGCCAAACGGAUUUAACUUGUAGUUUGUAGGAUAAACAGUAGUGGAGUCAUGAUAGAGGUGUUAGUAUAGAGGUGAUCAUAGACAAGUGUAGUUUAGUCAAUACACAACACCAGACACUAUACAGACAGACAAGCUUCUCAGUCUGUUGCAAGAUGACCCAAGAUACUAUGUCUGACAUAUUGGCCAUGAUGAUAGCAGGAUAAUGGUCUUUAAUGAUUGAUCAAAUUACAGAAAAUCAUGUCAAGACUAGAAAAAUUGCAGAAAAUGUGUGGUAAUGUUGAAUGCUGAAAGCUGAAAAAGCAAUGCAGAACUGCUUUAUAAAAGGGUAAACACUGUUGAACUCUUGAGGAAGAGGUAGAAGUUGGAUGACUGCUAAAAUAGUAUGAAUAUACUACAUAGAUUGAAAUUGCAUUCAUGCUGAAAGAGGCUGGAAAUACAUCUGAAAUUGCACUAAAUUAGUGUGAAGAAGAAAAUUACCGUAAAACACAGAAAAGUCAGAAGUGGCAUAAGUUUAAGUAGUAGUACUAGUAGUACGAUAAUAAGUAGUGGUAGUAGUGAUAUUAGUAGUCAUAUUAAUAGUAGUAGCAGUUUUAGAAGAGAAGACAUAGAAGUCAAAGUAGUAGAAGUAAAAGUUGCAGUAAAGAAAAUAUAAUUGGUAGCAGUAGUAAUUGAGGUAUAAGUGAAAGUAUGAGUUAGAGUGCUAUUAGCUGCAAUAUACGCAGUGUAACAGAUGCAGUAGAUCACCAAGAUGACAAGAGUUGCAUAUAAAUUCAGGGGACAGACCCCCAUAUUUUCAAAUCACUCCUAAAAACACACCUUUUUAAAUUGGCUUUUAACCUAUGAACUGUUCUUUUACUGUCUCCUCAUAUCGUGUCUUUUUUUUUUUAACCUUUACAUUGUUUUCUGUAUCUCAAAUUGUGUUGUUUUUUUUUUUUUACGUCUUUGAGCACCUGUAAAAGUGCGUUAUAAAUCGAAUUUAUUAUUAUUAUUAUUAUAAGUAUAGAGUAUUGAAUGUAUUUUUAUUAUGUUUAUUUUUAUUUAUAAUUAUUAUUAUCAUAAGUAUAGAGUAUUGAAUGUUUUAUUAUUAUUUGUAUUUAUUAAUUUAUUUAUAUUAUGUUUGUAUUUAUUUAUUAUUAUUAUCAUCAUUAUCAUAAUUAUCAUUAUUAGAAGUAUAGAGUAUCAGACCAUGAUGGCCUGAUUAUGACUGGUCCUAUAUUUUUCCUCUUUAUUUAUGAGGCGGACAUCUCACUCUGUACAUUUUCAAUAGCUCAUGCCAAUAUUUAGAGAGCAGGUCAGUAACUGUUUUAGGUUUCAUUUGAUGUCAUUCAAAAUGGAAAAAUACAUAUAUAUUUUAUAAAGAAUACUAUGGUUAGAAUGGAAAUCUAGCCUGGUAUUUACAGCAGGAUGUUUGAGAGUCGAAGUAGACACACUGGCUCAAAACUAACCUUUUCCCCAAGGCAUAUUUUUAUAGGUUUGUUGACACGCUCAUUUAUAAGCCAAACAGACGAUCUAGAGUGGGUAACAACAAUGGUGUCUUUGAAAACUCUUAUUUCAGGUACUUUCUCUUUAUUCUAACCAAAUCCUUUUGUGUUAAAUCGUACAUUUCUUUUUAUGAAAUUGCAAGGCAGGCCAAAAAAAGAAAGAUCAGUUGCAGGUGAAGUUGAAGGAAACAGAUGUUGAAUUCUCCAGACUGAUUAUCCCGGUCCGCAGUGUCCCUUUGUCCUUUCGCCUUAUCACGUGAGAGAAGGCAGCGGUCACCUGAAAGAGGGGACCUUAGAUGAUCCUUUAUCAGGGUGAUGUUACACAAAGAGCACGGUUCAAUCCGAGUGUUGAUGAGAUGCUGGACGAGUUAACAGUUAGCGGCUCUGUUACCCGUGGCAACAGCUGGAAGGAUGAUUGGUUUGAUAAAUUCAAGACUGUCACAAAAAUCAGUCAGAGAUAAGCAGCUGUACGGGGACACCGCUUUGGAGAACUUUCAAACGAGGCUGCACAAUGAAAGUCUAGAGAACAAGAGAGGGUUCUGGUCUCUAUUUGAGGGCAUAAAAUGUAAGACGGAGAGCAGUCCUGAAUGUGGAAUAACCUUGACGAGGAGAGGAUGUAACAUGUUUUAAUGUCUGAAAUGAUUUUUGAGUAUGAGCGCAUUUUACACUUUCAUUGAUGAUGUCAAGUCUCAUGCCUGUAAAUGCAAUCCCAUUAGGAGUUGACUGAGUAAUAUGUGGGCCGAUGAAUCAGAAUUGAAAGCAUCAGGCGACGCUGGAGUUCACGAGUCUGUUAAAAAUGAUUGAAUGAUGUCUGCAGUGUGGAGAAGUUUGCUUUAAGCUCUGUGCAUUUACUGUAACUCUGAUGCUCCCUGCUAUUAAUGUUCCCUGCUAUUCUUCAGUUUUUCACAUCCAAAAUGACAGCACACGAAUCUGUGACAGCUACCACUUGUAUUCAGUGUAAAUUCUGUUAUGAUGUAUAGAAUAAUACCGUUUAAUAAGACUCUGGCACAAAUAUGAGCCAUGUUAGAAAACAUGACUGUUAAACAUAAACAUGCCAAUGGCUAAAUUAAACAUAUCAAAUAUAUUGUAAUGUGCAUGUCACAACGCAAUUUUACUAGAGUUUCAGUAGCUUACUGAGACAACACCAGGGAGGAUCAAAAAUGGUCAAAUAAGGAAGCACAGUAUGAUCAGUAUCUGCAGAUAGUAGCUUGAAAAUCUCUGUUAAUAAUUAACAGCAUAUAAAAAAGAAGGAAUGAAUUAAAAACGUGCGUGCAGUGAUAGCUUUUGUGUGCCAACGUGUGUGUUCGUAGUACAUAAUUGUAAGGGAGCAUUUUGAAUCGUGGUUAUCAGGCUGCCGACAUAUUUCUGAAUGCCUGUGUUUAAAAAAGAACAAAUUUAUGGUAGAAUAAAAUUUUUAUGUCUGUUUCUAAUGCUAAAAAAAAUGUUCAAAAUAAGAGUAAAAGGUAAACUGUAAUGUAAGACACACUUGUUGUUCUUGACUAUGAAAAUAAUUGUGGAUUACUUUUAGAAUAUUGAAUACUGGCCAAAAAAAAUCCAGUCUCAUGCAUUUGUAUUAACAAAUGCACCAUUAAUGAAGUCUUUGAUUUUGUUUAUUAUUAUAACUCCUAAAUUGCUGUUUUUUAUCCAAUGCAAAAAAAAAAAGAAAUGUCAACAAUAUGAUAUCGGCAUUGUCUCCACCCUCAGCCAACCUCUUGCCGAGGAUAUCCUUUAUGACUGUUCCAAAUUAGUGCUGAGAAAAGGCUCACAGACGAGGGCGUCUCCAUUAAAGCUUCUAUCUCACAUUUUCACUCUUAAAAAAAUGCACAGCACUGCAGUUUUGUCAUUUUAAAGACAUUUCUAUUAGAGCCUGACCAAUAUGGAUUUUUGGGGGCCGAUACCGAUUAUUAGGGGGGGGGGUCCUGAUUACCGAUUAAUCGGCCGAUAUUAAAAAUAUAUUUUUUAUGAAGUUAUAAAAAAUAUCUAUAUAUACUGCAGAUAUACUGUAGGCUACUGCUCUUCACGUUGACCAGAAGACCGACUGAUCAAACUCAGACCAGAAAAGUGUUUGUAACUACUACCCCCCGCCAAUCGUUGCCUCCGCAUCUUAACUCGCAUGACUAACUCUAACUUCAGCUUGCAUAUGGUGCUUCUCGUUAACUCAGGGUGACCGAGACCAGCACAGCGGGGAACAUGGUGAAGUGGGUUGAACUGAAACUUGUCGACUUAUUGUGUAUUUCACAAACUGGUUUAUUUACCGUUGAGGUGGACCACUCUCCUCCAUGCGUCCCUGAGCUGCCUGCUUCAGAUCCGUCACUCUGCUGUGCUGCGAGGUAGUUAGUGGAUGAAGAUUGUCAUAAGGUCGCUGCGCCAUCUACAGGAUAAGUUGGGGGAUCUUUUCAAAUGGCUGAACAUUUUCAUUGUGAAACUGAAUUCUAUUCUCCGCAUCUUAUUACUUAAAAUGCCGGCAAAAAUCGGCGAGUUUUGGCCGAUUACCGAUUAGUCUCAAACAAUCGUCUCGCCGAUAAAUGGUCUGGCCGUAAUUUCUAUCAAUUGUGCGGCUCUUAGAUGCAUCAGAACACCAACGCUGUAGAUAGGAGUCAUGUUUUUGGGGUUAAUGUCUCAGCAGUGCGACAUCCGGUUGGCCCGAUUUCCUCCAAAUGUAACUCUUUUAUUGAGUUCACUUUCAUAAAUCUUGCAUAAGCUGACAUAUGCUUGGAUGGUCGUGCCAAGUCAGGUGUCACGCUUUUGCCUCUGAAUGUGCACAAUGAACAGCAGCCUCAUACAUUCACACAGUUUUGAGUUUUGCCGGCUGACCUGUUUUCUUCUUCUUCUGCUUCUUCUUCUGUGUCUAAAUUAUGUCAGUUAGAUAAACGUCCAGCCUCUCCCUCUAUAGGGGGGAGAAAGCCUGUCGAGGGCUGCGGACGAAAUGAGGUUAGAUCUUAUCCCCUCGGGGCAUCUAUUGAUAUGACAGCUUGCACCUGAACACCUAAUGCUCCAGGAGAAUAUGUUUUCGUUGAAUGGAGGUUAGGUCACAUGUAAGCUGGCACGCUUCCUUAAUCCCAAAGUAAACAUAAGCAUGUCACAAGCGUGUCAGUUUUACACGUGCCUCACCUGCUGGUCUCGUGCGGGAGAUAAGACCCCUGUGCCCCUGCUGAUCCCCCCCAGUGAUAGUGUCAGGAAAGGGAUGCAUCCAAGAGAGUUUUUGGAACAAGGGGAGGGGAGAGUCAGGUAUCUGAAAACUACAUAAAGCAUCGACUCAGACCAUUUAUUCUGUACCUGUGUGUAUUUUCCCCUCCGUGUGUGUAUGUGCGUGUAUGCGUGUGUGUGCGCGAAGCAGGGUCCGGACUCGCUCUUCAGCUGCAGAGAGUAGGCUGUGCGUGCAGACAUGUCGUCUCGCUCCGCUGCAGAGAUGGAUGACUCGCAGGAGCUGUCUAAGCUGCCGGUGAGUCUACCCUGGAUGACGCCAACACAGCGUGUGCAGGCUCUGGAUGAUGUUUGCACAGAUAGAUGCUUUUACAAACUGCUUUUUCACUGACUCUGCAGAUUGUUUCUCUGUUGCUUUGAAUAUUUGUGAAGACAUAAAGCUGAGUUAGUAUGGCAAAAGUGCUUUCACCUUGUUAGAAUCAACAUUUUCAGUAUCAGAGGCAUCAGAGAUUUUAUAUAUGGGAUUUUCUUUUACUGUUUUAAGUGUGGUAAAUAUUAGAUUUACUCAUCAGGAUCACUACAACAGAAAUACGUGUGAAGGAUGUUUUUCAUUGAGCUGUUUGUCUCAAUCUCAGUUUUUGUUACCUCAACUUUUUAUCUUUAUUUGAAGUCGUAUAGGACAUGUAAAAAAAGGCAAUUUCUCUACGAGUUCUUAUCUUGAAUGGUAACUACUUCAUGCUACACUAUAUUUGUAUUUUAGACACAUUUUUGAGCCACAAUUUGCAGCUUUAAGUUGUUGGCCCAGCCUUUAAAAAGACUUUAAUAACAGCCUUUUUUUGCAGGCUGAUUACAGGAUUUUUAACAAAUCCCUGUCUUCCUUUUUUACAACCAAAAUACAACGUAUGCACCAGAACCAAAAUACAUUUAAUGACCCACACUGUCUCCAACAUAACUGCAUUAUAGUCAUAUAUUUAUUUAUAGCUUAAAAAUGUUAAAAUAGAUCUAAUUAAACUAAUAAGAUUGCUGCAUCCUCCAGAUUAUUAUCUAAAUGUUUUUUUCCCGUUCCUGCUUCUCGGUAUUUUCACAUCUUUUAUGCUCUCUGGUUUUUGCCUGAAAUUCACUGCAGACUGAUUUCAAACUCUUAAAGGCGCUUGUAUCUUUAAAUGUUUGAAAAUCUAAAAUGAAAGACUCCUUUAGGGUUUAUUGUUGCUGUUUUUACAUUUACCUGGCUUCACGUCUGUCUCUGAGAUAGUUUCUCAUUUUUUCAUGUGUUGAUUUUAACAUUGAUGGACUUUUGCUGCCAGGUCUCCCUUAAGAAACAAAUUUUAAAUCUUAAUGGGUCUAAAGUGGUUAAGUAUAAAAAAAAAAAAGUAUUAAUAUAUAUGUCUUUGAAUUUUAAACCUGGAUUAGAGUUAUAAUUAUUCCGUUUAGUCCGUUGUUUUGUUCUUAAAUUAUUCUCUUUGUUGAUCCUGAUCGUUCAAUCCACUGUUGUUCAGAUUUUAAAACUUUAAGAUGUUUUAAAUUGUAGUUUAAAUGUUUAUCAUCAAUAUAAACUACAAUUUAAACUACAAUUCUGGUGUAGAUUAACUCGCUGCACCGACUUGUUCCCUCUCCGUCUACAAUGAAGCUUCUAAUUUCCUCUCCUUGUACAUGUUGCUUAAACUUUUCCCCUUUUGCUUCCAAGUCCUUAGUCGACCCCAAACCUCUAAAAUGUAAACUUGCUGGUCAGAAAUGUUUCAUUAUUAAGCCUUGGGCUUUUACCAUUUAAUACCAACAUUGAAAAGAUUUUAUUCUGAGAUCAUGAGACUUAAUUUUUAAGUAGAAAUAUGGAGCAAAAAUUACACACAAUAAAAGAUAGAAAUGAUCUGAUUGUUUGUUGAUUUUUCAGGCAAAGAAGGCGAAGCUUGAGAUAGACGGGCUGGAGAAAGAGCCAAGGUUGGUCUCUCUGAUUAUACAUUUCUCUUAAUUCACUCUGUGAUAUUUACACAAUUUCCUCAAAGCUUGUUUUAAUAAAUUGUUAUUUCAAGGAUGAAGUAGAUGUUUUAAUAUUAUGUUUAUUUCCUUGUGCGUCUCGCAGUCAUUUAGGAGAGGAUGGGAGUCCAGCAGCUGUUUUAGGAUCAUCGGAGCAGGAGAGCUCUUACUCCGCUCUGGCCACGGCUCAGCUUGAUCCAAGUAAGAAUAAACAUGACAACGCUCUGAAAUAUUUGUCUUAAUUUAGUCGAUAUUUAACACGAUUUUUGUCGGAUUAAAGGCGAUCAGGAGCAGCCGGACGCAGACGGACAGGCAGCACCUCCGGCGUGCGGAGACUCCAUGAACUCAUACGCACAUUCUGGUAGGGCCUGAAACAUGAUUAGCGCACCAUAAGAAUACGAGAAGAAAAGGCCGCUCUUGGAUGUCAAACUGAGGUCAUGUUGUCUUUAUUUUAAACAGCGGCGGACACGACGGUCACAUCCGAAUACGCUCAACAGGUUUAUCAAGAAAGCAAGUAAGUGGACAAUCAUGAACAUCUUAAAGUUUGACGUGUUUUAACAGCGAUGGAAAGUGCAGUUAAGAGUGAAGCUCUCCUGUAUUACUGUGAUUACACAAACUCUCUAUUUUAAAGAUAAUUUCUAGAGAAACUAAAGCAGGAUUAAAGCUUCAUGAUCGUCAGUAUUCAUUGACAUCUUCUUAAAACAUUCGCAAAUCUCAUAGAGGGAAAAAUGUUUGGUUUAGUGAAAUACUUAAUUUUUGGAUUUCUCCUCAGUCAUCUGAUUUUUUUAUAACAGACAAAACUACAAGGUAAAUAUGCAGAAGUACAUUAUGGUAUACGUUCAAACUGAAUUUGUGUUAAUCAACAUGAGGUAAAACAGUUUUAGUUUCACGGUCUGGUGAAGGCCGACUGCUUAAUCCUCGUGUCAUGUGUAGAAUCAGAAUCAGAAUUCUUUUAUUGUCAUUGAACCAAAGGGCGCAACGAAAUUAAAAAAUAGCAGCUCUCGCAGACAGUGCAAAGAAAAGGUGUCAGUAAAAAAUAGCAAUAAUAUAGCACAAAAUAACACAAUAGAAAAAUAUAAAAAUAUAAGUAAAAAUAUAAUAUGAAAAAUUAUGAAAAUGAAUAAAAAACAACCAGGAUAAUGCACUCCGUAGGUCGAUGGAUAGACACAAUAAUCAAACACAGAAUGGAAAAGAAAAUCAGAGAGAGGUCGAGGAUUUGAGUAAAAAAUACUGAAGUAUUUCUAAAACGGAGGUAGUGCCGCUGAAAGUGUAACACACACUCAGGCUGAUGAGUUACAGAUCAUUUUGCAGUAAAUAUACUCAUAAUUAUUUAACUAUAUUACUGAUUUAGAGAUUUAGAAACGCUGUGUUACAAGAGAAAAAUGCAGAUGAGGAUGAAUGUAAAGUUUAAGGGACAAGGAGACUCUGAUCAUGUGAACACAUUUUUUUUAAUAUAAUUAAAGGGAUUUAUAGUGAUUUUACCUCCGCUGUAAAUGGGGUAAUGUGAGACAUGGUUGUAGUAGUGGUUGUAGUCGUUUAUUCAGUCAUGACAACACCAAAUAUUGUACACAAUAUUAACAUUUCACACAAAUCACUAAUCAAGAAUCAUGUGUUAAUAUUGACUGAAAAGGCAGAAGCAGACUGCUUAUAAAAGCCGAUCCUGUAUUAUAAACUUUUAGUAUACCGACCUCCAGAAAAGCAAAGAAACCACAACAACAGAUUUAAUUAAUUAACCCCCCAAAAAAAGAUGUUUUUAGAUUUAUGUCGUUAUCAUUCCAGAAUUUAACACAUCUCCUUUUCGUACCUUUUUUAGCUUUUUCUACAGUAAAUUUUCGAGCACCUCUGAGAUGAUACGGACUGUCCUGAACUGAAAAGAACCUCUGUACUGAGUCAGGGAGUGUUUUUGAUUUUGCUCUAAACAUGAUUUGCAUUAUUUAAUGAUAAAACAGAUGAUAAAAUUUAAUAACAUGAGCAUUUAAAAAAAGUGGCUCCGUGUGAUCAUAAUAAUCAGUCGUAUUGAUAAAACAUAUAGCUCGUUUUUGCUGUUUUAUUGUUGAAUUGAUAGUGUUUUUAAAGGUGGAUCCCCACAGUUCCACACAGUAAGAUAUACAGGGACUAAUCAAUGAGUAGUCGAUCAAAUGCAAGGCCUUGGAACUCAAUACUUUUCUGGAUUUGUACAGGAUUGCAAGUGAUUUUGAAAUUUUCCCUUAAGUGUAAUCAAUGUGUCGUUUCCAUGUUAACUUUUGAUCAAUGACAAAAUUUAGUCUCAGUAACUCUUUCAAUGUCAACAUUACAGAUUCUUAAUUUAACGUUAAAAUCACUUUCAUUUAGAUUCCCAAAAACCAUAAAUUGUUGUACAGCCGCGUGUAGAUGGUGAGGUAAGGUAGACUUUAUUGAUCCCGCAUGAGGGAAACUAUUUCAGCACCAGGACAACAAACAGCAUGGAGACAUUAGAAAAACAGCAGAUACACAAUAGACACAGUAAAGGCCAAUGAAACAUGAUUUAAAAGUGGUACAAAACCCUGAUAGAAAUGAAUAAAUGCUCAAAUAAAUACCUCUACGAACUAUGCAGCAGUGCCGAGUCAGACCCGAAAAAAAUCUCACUGCUGCUGGAACAAAAGACUUUCUCAGUCGUUCAGUGUCGAUUGAUUGUUGGUGUAAAUAAGUGUGUUUUCAACUUACAUUAUAAUAUUAACUGUAGCCUCUAUUAUUAUCUCGUGGGAUCUUGCUUUUAGAUUUUGCCAAUAAGAUUAGUUUUGAUUUAUUUUUUUAUUCAACCAAUAUAUUUCUAAGUUUGUUCUCAUACUAAAACAUUUUGCAGCAUAAAGUAAUAAAUGACCAAAAUAGAAGCUGAUUACGCCAAAAUGCAGUAUGAAAGAUUUCAUUCUGUAGUUAAGAACCAGAGAAGCAAACUUCAGCUCUUGUCAGAAUUUUCUCCAAAACUGUGUAAGUGGGUUUGAGGAACAAACGUCUUAUUAAGAACAGAUGGUGAAUGGGGCCUGUUGCUUUUUUUGGGAUAUAAUCUCCUUGAGUGUAAACCAAGAAUGCUCCAAACAAAGAGCUUUUGAGGACUUAGAGGGACUACUCUACUCUAGAUUUCCAGUUUUUACCCCAGACAACUGCAAGAAACUGGAUUAUAUAGAAAAUAAAAGAAAGAAAACGCUCUCAUUUCACCUUUUAAUACAGAUAACAAGUAUUCUUGCAGUUUUUGUAUGAAAUCUAUAAAAUCUCUUGAAUAAAUGCACGCUGUAAUUGUGACAGUAUUUAAUAGUUGAUAAAGUAAGGUGUUUUUCUUCAUCUUCAUCUUAAUAUUUCCUUCAGCCCGGCAGUGACGUCGUACAGCAGCCAGGUGGCCUUCCCCCCUCUGGCUCAGUCCACUGUGUACUCGGCUUUCCCCCAGACCGGUCAGACCUACGGCCUCCCACCUUUUGGUUGGUCCCCUCUUCUUCCAUCUCUGCUCACUUUAAGCCCAGCAUCACACUUUUAUAACUUUGCUUCUGAGGCUGUACUGUUCUUCGCCGCUGUGGAAUCAAUUCGCUCUCGAUCUCUGCUUUAUAAUUGAAAUAAAAAUUCACAUCUCGUCUUGAGGCUUUGACUUUAACCAGUUUUUCAGCGGCCCACUCCUCUCGCUGCCUCCUUCACUCUGCGUCUGCUGCUCUCUGUCCUCUUCAGGUGCUAUGUGGCCAGGCAUUAAAACAGAGACAGGGCUGCCUGAGGCGCCCUCUGGUGGCCAGCCUGGGUUUCUCAGCUUCAGCACCGCAUAUACCUCAACCCAGCCGGGCCAUCUGCACUACUCAUACCCCAGCCAAGGCAAGCUGCAGCCUGUGACUGUCUCACGGCAUAACCCUGCCACACACUCUCUGCAAACACCAGAAAGCACAAAUAAGCAGACGCUCCUUUUUCUCUCCUUCAUUUGUCUCUUGAAUACAAUGCUCAAAAAAUACGAGUGCCCCUGAAGCGCCGUGUAAUCAGGCUGUUUCUUCUCCAGGCUCAAGCUUCACCACAUCCAGUGUGUACUCAAGCAUCCCUUCAGCGACAGCGGCCACUACAACCCCCACCACAGUGGCCCACCAGGUGAGGAAGAUGGUGUCAUUUUAAGACGUCAAAGUUUGUGAACUUUAGAGCGAACUCUGUUUACUUAAUGGAAUCAGAGAUCUUAAAGGGAUAUUCCGGCGUAAAAUUUAUUUAGGGUCAAAUAUGCUGUAACACCAAGUUAGACAUCCACUCAAGAGAUGAAUGUUGGCAACUGCUUGCUUCUCUAUUUUUACCAACUUUAGUAACGACCGCACGAUAGCAAUACACAGUGGUCUUAGGAGCCAUAAACAAACCUCAACCAAAACGCCACAAAUAAUGCUCAGAACAGCACCUAACUUCAUCAACAGUACAUAUAGGGUCCCAGCCAUAGUGCUAACCACUAAACAUCUUUUUAACUUUGACUAAUUUCUUUUGCAAAGAGACUAAACACAACUCGCCUACUCUCUCCCAGUGGCCGUUUGUUUGUAGCGAGACCUCGGGCCAGUCCAUCAUCCACUGAGGCGAGGUGACGCAGCCCAAGGAAGAACAUUUAUGAUAAUUUCUUCAUGGAAAUACAAUCAGACCGAGACACUAAGGCAGAAGAACGACAAUUAUUACUUCAAGGAAAUGAUAAAGUAAUUAUCAUAAUUGUUCUUCCUUGAGCUGCGACGCCCCGCCUCAGUCGAUGAUGGACUGGCCUGAGGUCUCACUCUAAACAAGCGGCCGCUGGAAGAGAGUGGGUGAGUACAUACCAAAUUGAUAAACCCAAUUAUAUAUUCUUAUUGUAUAUGCUACUUGUUUGUUUGUAGAUGAAGCUUUCAGACAGAUCCUAUCUGCAUUUUUUUUCUUUUUUUCUUUGCCACAGUGUCAACAGACAGAGGUGAAAUUUCCCAGACUCUUUUACUCAGAUAGAUUCAAAGGUAGGGUAGCCAGGACCUGAGGAAGUUCUAGUUUUUGGGAGAAAUCCUGAAUGUAAAUUCGACGCCUCCCAACCAGUUUUCCCCUCAGCUCCUCCCUCUCUGCUCCAGCAAGCCCCGCCCACAAACAGACGCUCCUGCUCACUCUUAUCGUUUCAAUUAAAUUCCGAUAUAAUGCAGAUAAAUACUUCAGAUCAUUACAAAUGGGGCCCAGUCAACGUGAAAGUAAAAAGCAUUGGUGCUACUGUAGAUGCCAACAGACUACCAGCAAACACAAUGUUUGCAGGACAACUUGUCUUACUUUGUUAAAGUGGUUUACCUGUCCAGCAGAAAGGUUACAGGGUCACCAAGAUCCUGAAGCAUUCACUGAUGUUGACCCGGCUCUUUAGCUCUUGUCUGGUCUACCUCCUUUUUAGGCGCCCGUUAUUCCGCCAGAGUCUCCGGUAUUUACUUAAUUUACUUGCUUGUGUCGGCAGUCGUGGCCAAAGGAGGAGUCAGACAAUUUUCCGAACUUUCUGGUUUGUUUCUACUGUCUGAUAUUGUUGCACGCUAACUUUGUUUGGGCUCAUGAACAACACAGGGGAGCAGUGUCCGCCUCACAACCAAUCAGGUUGGGGAGGCGGAGAAUGGCUUUGUUUACAGUCAGAAAAAUUUGAAAUGUUGACUACACAGACAUAACAAAACACAGCGAUAUCAUUACAUCCCCAAAUGUCAUCAAUAACUAAAAGCUAUUUGCUGAUAUUAAAAUCUUUUUUGUAAAUUCACCACAAAAAAAGAUGCUUCUUUAACAGAUUCCUGCCUACUCCACCUUUAAUAUGAAGUGGUCUGUGAUCGAACCCGUGCAUUUAUUUGCUCUUCUUCCACCACACUAAUUUUCUUUUUCUCAUCUUUGUUUUCCCUGCAGGAGUUCAGCAGCUACAACUCUCUGGGACAGACUCAGUUCUCUCAGUACUACGCUCUGCCUCCCAGCUACGUGCCGGCGGGGCUGCCCAGCGGCGAGGAGCAAGGCGCCGGCGUGGGAGCGACCGGAUACUCGGCUGUGAAGUCGGAGCAGGCUGCGUCAGCUGGACUGCCUCCCAGAGGUGAGUUAAGUACUUAUUUAUCAGUGUAUCAUCAGAGGUGGAUUACAUGGAGACAGCUGAUUCAAAAACACGGAAGCAUCACAUGAAUUUUUCAUACGCAGGACUUUUAAUCAUCUGCGGCGCUCGCUCAACUAUUAUUGGAGUCUUUUACAUGUAUUUAUGUCAAACUUUCUCAUACUCAGAUGCAUCCCCACCGGAGAACCUCCCAACAGGUGCAGCGCUCCCUACAGGUGUUUCUCUCCCCGCUGGAGCCCGAGAUCAGGACGAUGUCGCACGGAGGAACUCUGUCGGAAAAGCGAAAGGGAAAGCCAAAAAGCCUGACAGCUCUCCGCCCGCUGACAGCGACCUGGAGGUACCAACUGACUUCAAUUUUCUGUCAUCGUCCAUGCAGUGUUUUAGAGUUAAAGAAAUGAUCAUCAUGUCUGGAGGAAACCUGAUUGCUUAGAAACAUGAUGGAUGAACCUGUCUGAAUUAAGUACAAGACUGGAGGCUGUAAUGUUUCUGCUUCCUGUCAUUGUAGCGCAUUUUCCUGUGGGAUCUGGAUGAGACCAUCAUCAUAUUCCACUCACUGCUCACUGGCUCCUACGCGCAGAAGUUCGGCAAGGUUUGUGUCUGUGAACUCGCUGAAUAUCGAAUCACGUGACUUAAAAAUAACAAAAUCUGACUCUUUGUUUGUUUGUUUGUUGGUUCAGGAUCCUGCAACGAUGCUGAACUUGGGCCUGCAGAUGGAGGAGCUGAUCUUCGAGCUGGCAGACACUCACCUCUUCUUCAACGACCUGGAGGUACAGUCGGACAUCUACAGACAAGUGUGGUUGUCACGGGAACGAAGUUGUUUAUAAUUCAGCACUUUUGAACGAUCGGUCCCUUUGCUCCACGUUAGUAUUAAAUCAGAUGAGUUGUGUUUGGAUGCCUGAAGUCUUUGUUGCGUUUCAGGAGUGCGAUCAAGUCCAUGUCGAAGACGUCGCCUCUGAUGACAACGGACAGGAUUUAAGGUCCGUUAUAAGCUGUUCUGUAACUUAUAGAGUCUCUUCGUCUUUUGACUCUCUUAAAAACUGAGACUGAGCAGAAAUUUCUCUUUGAUUUAGUAACUACAACUUCUUGACUGACGGCUUUAACGGCCCCAGUGGUGGGGGAGCUUCAGGAACCACAGCGGGGGUCCAAGGAGGGGUGGAGUGGAUGCGGAAACUGGCCUUUCGUUACCGCCGGCUAAAAGAGAUCUACAACAGUUACAAAGGGAACGUCGGAGGUGAGUUUUCAGCGGAGACGGAUCUGUCUUUAGCUUGACAGGAUUUCACUCCAUAUCCUUGUUAAUUCUGGCCCAUUUAAAGACAGUUAAAAUAUUGACAUCAAGGUUGAGCAGAGUUUUAAUGAUUAUAUUUUGUCGUCUCUCUCAGGUCUGUUGAGUCCCGUGAAGAGGGAGCUGCUUGUACGGAUUCAGUCAGAGAUCGAGAACGUCACAGACGUCUGGCUCAGCACCGCACUGAAGUCCCUGCUGCUCAUCCAGUCCAGGUGUGAGCCCAGCAAGUUUAUAUUUUUUUUAACAUUGCAGUGAAACAGACAGUUUUUAACCCAGCAAGUAUUUUAACUUCUGCUUUGUUUUUAAGGAGAUAAACAGCUUUAAGUGUUAUAAAUUAGCAUCUUUAAGUGUUAUAAAUGAAGCAGUUUCUUUUCAUUUCUAAGCUCAUGUUUGUUUGUGUGUUUAUCAAAUCCCACCAACAGGGGGAAGUGUAUGAACGUGUUGGUCACCACCACUCAGCUGGUUCCAGCUCUGGCCAAAGUGCUGCUCUACGGCCUGGGAGACGUUUUCCCCAUCGAGAACAUCUACAGCGCCACAAAAAUAGGUAUGACUGAAAGCAUUCGUAAAGUCGAGUUUCUGCUUUCACUGACGGUGCCCUAAAUAAAGAAUAUCCGGUCUUCUCUGUGUUGUUGUUUUCUUUCAUGCAGGGAAGGAGAGUUGCUUCGAGAGGAUCAUCUCUCGCUUUGGGAAGAAGGUGACCUACGUGGUAAUAGGAGACGGUCGAGAUGAGGAGUUUGCAGCGAAACAGGUGAACUUCAUUCAUAAAAACUACCGAACAAAACCUGCAGGUUUCUAGUCCUUCUCCUGUAAAAUAAGAGUUACAUCUUUGCAACCUUAUGAAUGUUUUUAAACCCAAACUGUUUAUUACCGUCAGUCUGAUCACUUUGAAAACACUCCUGCUUAAAGGGAUAUUCUGGCGUAAAAUAAUUUAGGGUCAAACACACCGCAACACCGAGUUCGACACCCUGUCGAGAGAUGAAUGUUGCCGACCGCUUGCUUCUGUAAUUAUACCAACUUUAGUAAGGACCACAUGAUAGCAAAACACAGCGGUCUGAGGAGCCAUAAACAAACCUCAACCAAAACGCCACUCUAUAGCCACAAAUAAUGCUCAGAGCAGCACCUAACUUCAUCAACAGGACAUAUAGGGUCCCAGCCAUAGCAUUAGCCAACAAACAUCUUUUUAACUUUGACUAAUUUCUUUAGCAAAGAGACUAAACACAACUCACCUACUCUCUUCCAGCAGCCGCUUGUUUCUAAUGAGACCCUAUAUGUACUGUUGAUGAAGUUAGGUGCUGUUCUGAGCAUUAUUUGUGGCGUUUUGGUUGAGGUUUGUUUAUGGCUCCUCAGACUGCUGUGUAUUGCUAUCGUGCGGUCGUUACUAAAGUUGGUAUAACUAGAGAAGCAAGCGGUCGACAACAUUCAUCUCUCGACGGGGUGUCUAACUCGGUGUUUUGGUGUGUUUGACCCUAAAUUAAUUUUACAAAGGAAUAUCCCUUUAACGUGUCAUUAACCAUCUUUGCGUUUCUCUCUUCCUCUGCAGCACAACAUGCCUUUCUGGCGGGUCUCCACCCACGGCGACCUCGUGUCCUUGCACCAAGCGCUGGAACUGGACUUCUUGUAGAGGAGGAGGAGGAGGCCACACUAAAGGGAAUUAGACGUGCUGUUGGUUCAUGUUGGAGUGACGUUAAUGUUAGAAAACCCUCCACCUCUCGAGAGACUCACCGCGCAGUAUGGGACAGUAAACGCACCGGGGUAAAUGCAGACUUUGGGGUCGGAGCUGGCUGUGAGACACAGACUGGGCGGAGUUACGGUUCCUCCGGCGCUCCUCCUCUACGGCAGCUAACCUUAAACACGGCUGAAACUGGCACUGAUACAGACACAAAAGGGAAGACGUUUUUUUUUUUCUAUGCCCUCCUCCUUUGUCUCUUUAGUUUCCUGUCAGUGAAAUAAUCCCUCUUUUGUACGCCUUGUUGUGAGUUUAACCAACCAAAGGGCCGUCGUCAUUGUCGUUGUUGUGUUACGGUUUUUGAUCGGCUUGUUGUAGCUUCUCAUUUUCAACUUCUAUCAAAGCUCCUUCUCUGGGUUGUUUCGCCUUCAUUCAAAGACUUGAAAGUAUCAGUUUGAAGUUGUCAAAGAUUCCCUAAUUACGUAAUCGAUUAGUUAUGAAUCAUAAGGUACUAUAUAUAUGUGGAAACACAAGAAACAUAACAUGUCAUGACCUCUCCUCCUGACCUGACCUCACCAUGCCACCGGUCAGCUGACCUGACCCCUCCAUUUGUUCCUCUUUGGUUUAACAUCCUGUGUGUGAGUGUGUGUGUGUGUGUGUGGGUGUGGAUGCGCAUGUGGGUGUGAGUGUGUGUGUCAUCUGUGUGGUCACUGAGCGUGUGCGGAUGAGAAUCACGCUCUGAAAACUCACAUUUCUGCAUCUCACUCGGUGAUCGGAGCUGGAUGCUCUGAGCCACAAACAGACGGCUUGAUUUCAGGAGUGACUCAGGAGUUUUCUCUUACAGGUCUGGACCCACAUGAUGCACAGUGUGAAUCUAGGGUGUGCAGAAUCUAUGAUAUACGCUCUUUAAAGUAUGGACUUCAUACUUGACUCGUGUCUAAAUGUCACAACUAGUUAAAGACAGAAUAAAAAGUACACAAUCUAUUAACCUGAGUAUGGUACUGUCAAUCAAUUGUAGGGUUUGUCGCCUAUAUGUUUCGAGGCGGUGUGAGAAGUUGGUUCCUCUCAUAUCGUACAGCUGUUUCCGUGUCAAAUUCCACUCGCAGACCGACUUUCACGCAAAAACAAGAGCUUUAAAAAAAGUGCACAAUAUGUUUUGUGUUUGAAACAAUGGGUCGGUUUAUCGAGUGAAUGAGACACCUGACCCUGCCGACAAACAACCUGAAUCAUGAUUUCUGUAUGUGCAGUAUUUUUAAAAAGGAUAUCGGAGUUUAAAAAUGAACGGACAGCAGCGGCGGAUCUACGCUAAGUUAGUUUUGUUGUCGUUUAGCUGCGGUGUUUAAAACACACAAGGAUCCUGGGUGGCGUUCUCAGCUUUCUAGGUGCUUAUUUUCCUAUAAUCUGCCUCUGACUCGGCUCAUAAAUAGCCGGAGGAUCAUCCUUCACUUCAGCGGUGUAAUCUAAAUUGUUUCUGCUCUAUUUCUCUGUGUAUUUCCUGGCGCAGUUUGAGUCCGCAGAGACGGUGAAUUUGGAGUAAAGUUGUAGAAUUCGGUAAAAGCAGGUUUAAGAAUCAGAAGAUUUUAAAUCUCUGUCCUCAAAAAACAAAUUCAGGUAAUUUCCAUGAAAGCAAAAAUCACUGAGCUGUUUAUAAACAGACAAAAAUGGUUCCUGAGUCACUUUUCAAACUGUGUUCAGGAAUAAAUUUAAUUCACAUGACUUAUAAUCAUAAUAAUAAUAAUAACACGUUUUAUCUGUAUUGGCCUUUACAUCAAGAGACCUCAAAGGGCUACAUCUUGAAAGCAAAGAAAUAUCACAGUAAAGGAAAAUAAAAACAGGAGAAACAGCUCAUUAAAAAGAGUAAAAGCAAGAUAAGCAGACUUUAUCGGCAUCAUAUCGUUUUUCUUCUUUUGAUGGAAGAAGUUUGCAGCCAACAUAAUAAUCGAUUCAAAGUUUGCCCCAGCCCCUUAAAAUUAGAUUACUUUUCUGUUUUUUGUGUUUCUUUGUGUAACGAUGUGACGCAUUUUUUUAGUUUUUUUGGUAAAAUGAGCGAGUUAAAGACAUCAGAAUGAAAGAAAACUUUGAUUUAUUUUUGUUUAGAGUGACCUGAAGUCUAGCUAAUGCAAGACGACAUCAAAUUUGAUGAUGAAAUGCUGGAUAAUAGUUAAAAAAUAGACAAAAAUCUCUGUUACUUCAGUUUAAAGUCACACUAAGGGAUUUCUUAAGCUGAAAAAUUACCCCCGAUUGUGAUAACGUCACUUUUCCUUUCAGUUCCAAUUAAAAUCUCAUCGGCAUCUUGCAACACUGGGCUCUUUUGUACACCCACAGAUGUCAUCAGUCGGCCACACAACCUUAAACGUUGUACUGAGGGGGAAAAAAACCCACAAUGACUGUGCAAUACAUUUCUACUUCUCUCAUCAGCUGUAUCUCAGAGGACGUUUGGUUUUCAGUCAGACGCAGGAAGGGGUCGAGUUUGAACAAUACUGAGCCUGAAGAAGAUUUUACACACAUGCAGCUUGACCGUUAAGAAUGUGUAUUUCUGUGUUUUCUGUGUGACUGUGUGCAUAUUUAUAUUGUGCCUUUUAUCCAUAUCUGUAUGCUUAAUCUCAAAGGGAAAACUGUAAGAUGUUUAUUUGAUACAUUAAUCACUGCAUUCAUCCAAAGUGUUAUCUUACUUUUAAACUUUUUUUUUAAAGUUGUUUUUAUUGAUUUAAUUGUUUUUAUUGUCUCGUCUGCACUGUAUUUGAGAGGUGGCUCUGAAACGACGAACAGCUGAUGGCGGAAAGGUCUCAAAAUUUAGAUAUCUCGAUAUUAAGGGAUGAUAUAUAAGUGUUUUUCAUAAAUGUACUUGUAAAUCUCGUUUUUCAACAGUUAUGCCUGCUUUGUAUUCGAUUUGCUUUCUUUAAUUUUACUUUUGUGUUUUGUUUUUUUUUUGUUGCUGUGAAACGCUUAGCAUCGCUUAGAGACAAUCAGAAACGACACGACGUGGUGUGUUUUUUCUAACUUGCAGAUCAAAUUUGCAUUGUUUCUGCUUCUUGAAUGUGUUUUUGUUGAUUUCUUCAUGUCGUCUGCAUGUCGUGUUUAUAUCGAAGUACACCAAAAGAGUGGCCCUGCAGUGCUUAUCGGGUUAUACUCCUCUUACACGUGUCGACUUCUACCUUCUCUUUCCAAUGCCAAAAACUCUUUAGUUAUGUUUAAGUGCUGUGUGUGUGUGUGUUUGGACUUUUUUUUUGUACCGCAUUUCAUCUCAUGUUCAAGGACCUGUAGGGUCACGUAGAGAGCUGGAGUCUGAUCCUGUAAACUGAACACAAUCGUGUAAUAGUCUAAACUAAUUUAACGACAGUAAUCACACACAGUUCCCCGCAGUAUCUGUUCAGGACCUCCUGACUCUCCUGUAAGGUUUUCCUGUGUACCUGAGACACUCAUUACAGUGCGAAUAAAUUUUCAAAAAGUUUCUGAGUGGAGCGUCUGUUUGUCAUUGUAAAAAAAAAAUAUAUAUAUAUCAUUUUCACAUCAUGAGCUUGAGGAUUAUUUUGCCCUGUAACUGGUAUUCAGUGUUUCUACACUCAAACAGACUGUAGCGGUUAUACAACGUAAACUAAAGUGACACUCAGCUUCAUUGUGUAUUCUUGUAGUUGUACAGUCGCAUUUGAAAAAAGGGAGCCGGUUAUUUUUAAAAGGGCAGGAAGACAUUACAGUACAUUGACUCACACACUUGAGAAAGCUGCUAAUUCAUGUUUUCAGGCUUUAUUGGACAAUAUUAGCCGCUGUAUUAUUAACAGUACUCGCCAAAUUCAAAUGUAGAACAAUUAGGGGAGACCAGGGCUUGUUGUCACAUUUUUUACAUUUUAAUAUAUUUCUUGGAAUCAAUACCUCGUAUAUAAACAAAAUGUGAACCAGAUAAAAGACCAAAGUCUCGGGUAUAUAUUUCAUAUUUACGUCAUUUUCAUAUCAUGUGUCAGUGCAGAGUUUAGAGCGAUCAAAGAGAGAGUGUGAUCAUGUGACAUGUUGCCCCACCAUCGGGUAACUUGUCUCACUACAUGGGGUAAGAUGUCACAGUGGAUUGAACAAGGACAAAAUUAUUGUUUUUCUCAUUUUUGUACUUGAAAGUGAACAUCAAAGUUAGAAAAAGUCCUUGAACAACCGUUACCAUAAAAAUAUUACGCAACAUGCACUGGAGUUUGUAGAUCUUUCUGACUGUAUUUCGGCUGAAGUGAAUGUUUUACAGUACUGAGCCAAGGUUUGGUAGUUGACAUUAAAGUCCUUUAUUGUCCUCCAGAGUGAUUUAUUAUCGAGGGUCACCUGCCUGACUGCCCUCAGCAUCACGUCAGGUACUGUACCGCCACGUUUAGUUUUUCUUUGGAAAUUCCUGACCACGUCUUCUCGCUUUCUCCUCUCCUUUAAACCACUCUUUUUUGUGUAAAAAUAAAGUCAAAAUUUCAUUAUGACAACAGCUGAUAAUCAGACUCUCUAUGUCAAUUUUAAUCCCUUUAAACAUGUCACAACUAACCCCAAAAUGACUGAGACAUGUUGCCCCAAACUACCAUGUUUGCUAAUUCCAGCUCUAGAUUAAAGUUAGUUUAAAACAGAACAGUGACUGAGGUAUGAGAAGAUGCCUUAAUCUCUCCUCUAACAAGUCCACAUGAAUCACUGUGAGGAUUUUUAUCAGGAAGAAGGUUAUUUUAAAAUAUAUAAAGUUAAUUUUUUUAUUUUAGGUUGUGCAAAAUGGUUAAUUGGCGCUCAUUUCAGCUCACAAUAUCCUCCUCUCUUCUCAGACAGGACACGACCCCUGACCAUGUAAAGAAAUAAAAAUAGAAUUCCACUUUUUAGUUGUGCACUCCCUGGUGAAGAAGAUGAUUGCAAUGUGACAACUUACUCAUGUGACAACACGCCCCGGUCUCCCCUACAAUCAGUUUCCUCUCCUAAUGUCAGAGGAAGUUCUCAUGUUUGUUUUUGCUGUGGAGGCUUUUGAAAACAGGAAACUGUUUUUUUUUUUUUAUGUCAGGACUAAAUUACAAUACACUGACUCACACACUUGAGAAAGCUGCUACUUCAUGUUUUCAGGCUUUAUUGGACAAUAUUAGCCGCUGUAUUAUUGACAGUACUCGCCAAAUUCAAAUGUAGAACCAUCACUGAUAUUACUUUAAUUAGUCGGUGCAAGCAAACAGAUAUGGGAAGUAUGACUGCAAGGAUUCAUGGGAGUCUGCUUUCUUAUACAAAUAUCUUUAUUAAAACAUACUCGACAAAUUUUAACAUUUCCAGGACUGAACACAGAAGCUAAAAAGAAUAAAUAACAAUUUAUAAACAGCUGACUUCAGAUGGAGUGUGUUUUUUUUCACCAUAAAACAGGUUAAAACUUCUGUAAAACACGACGUCUCAGUUCUUUAACACAGCAGUUCCCAACUGGUCUCACUCUUGGACCCACAUUUUCCCACGGCAACUACCGAAGUUGCAUGUGCAGAAAAUGUCAAACAUCUUAUAUUUACAUCAACAUAUUUACUUUUUCGACCAGCUGUUCGUGACCCAUCCAGAACGUGUCUUUGACCCACUUUUGGGUUGGGACCCACCAUUUGAGAACCGCUGCUUUAACACACAGUCACAUGAUGAGCCGCAUUGUUAACAUGAAUUGACUUGGAAACAGAUGCGACACAAAUGGGCAACAUAGAGAUCCUUAUGAGAACAGUUAAACCAGUUACACAAAUUAAAAAACACUUUAAGUUACAUUAAAAAUAGUAAGAAUAAAAUAAACAUUGAGGAUAUAAUUUAUCAGAAAUUAAAUAUAGAUUAUCAGUUUAUUCUGGUGCACAGCAGCAUGAGACUAAUAGUGCUUAUGCCACACAUGAUGUAAAUAAACUACAUGACAACACAAACCAUCUGGGUUUGUGUCUGGGUCCCUCUCUAACCUCACAGUCCUGCUGAUGUCAAGUGACCCAGGUCAGCAGUAGAAGUUCUCAGCCAGCUUCUUCAUUCGUUUAUUGCAGCGUUUAGUUUCAGUUGGAGGAGGUCUGGGCGCGCUACGCUCCUCGCCGUCCGUCACUAGGCCUUCUGAGAAGGCUCUGAGUGCGGGGAAGUCUGGCACAUCUGUAGAUUGCCUUUCUAUAGUAAGGAAGGCACCAGUCGGGGACAUUUCAGUGUCGUCCCCUUUCAACUUUGUUUUGUCGAGGUUUGGAUGGUAGAAUUUAUAAUAAAUCAGUUUAAAAAAGAGGCCGAGCAUGUACACUCCGACGACACCGGCAGCAGUGAUAUAGGCACCCAAAGGUGGGAUUUCAAAGUUUGGCGGAUCUGUGAUCAUCUUCCAGCACCACAAACCACAAAGGAGGGAAAUAUCGACCAGUAUGUACCCAUGAUAGAACAGAGUCUUGUACCUGGUCUUCCCAUCCACCACGUUAAACCAGUCAAAAUACCAGAUGAGGCCCACGGUGGCUCUGUAAAGCCACUCUCCACGAGGGCCCUCCAUGAAGUCGGUUUUAGCUCGCCACACGAAAAAGAACAGGAUGAUCCACGAGCAGAAGAAGUGCGUGAAGAUGAAACACGGCAGGACGGAGGCGAAAAGAGCGAGGGCGGUGAUGCGAGACAUGAGGAGGAGGAGGUUCCAGAGGAAGUAGACGAGGGAGGAGACGAUCUGCUGCUUCUGUUUGUCGCGCAGGAAGGAGCGCAGAGAGCGGUGGUACAUGGUCACACUGCAGGCGAUGGCCGAGGCCGAGCCGACGGCCUUCAGCACUGAGAAGGAGAAGGAGGAGAAGUCAGACCGUUUUAGAAAGUCCAGACAGCAGGUCAAACUACAUCAUGAGAAACAUAGUGUACCUGUCCAAGCGUCGAGCUGACCCCGCUGCAGAAUGAGGAUGAGCAUGAGAACCAGCUGAGGAGAGCUCUCUGAGAAGGUCUCUAUGAGCCGCAGCAUGCUCAGGUCGUGACUCAAGAACACGGCGACAUCUUCAUCCAGACCUCUGAUCUUCGAGAAGAAGCUCCGUAUAGAAACCUCCACCACUCCUGCAUGCCUGAGACACAAAAACACAAAGUUCAAACCAUCUUAAGAACCUUCUUUGAGACAUUUAAUGACUUCAGCAGGAGCUCCUUUGGAUACUAGAGAAUCUAAACUUUCUUAUAUCAUUAUUUUAUCUGGAAAUUGAAGUGAACUUUGGAGUCAGACAUGAACAAAAACCGUGUCGUUCCUGUUGUGUUCAUAUAUUAUGUGUAUCUUUAACCACAUUAGUGGGAACUGAAAGAGAGGGUGAUGUCAUAUACUGUAAAUAUUGUCAUGAAUUCUGACAUCCUGAGGUCUCCCUGAAUUACAGUAACUAAAACUGAAAGUGAAAGUGGAGCACUCAUUCAUGGGCGAAAUAAAAGAAACAUGGAUAUAAGGAAGCGUGAUUUUUAACUAUGUAAAAAGUUUAUUUCACUUUUUUGACUGCAAAUCGCUUCAUAUGCUUCUUAAGAUAUUUGACUGAUUUGUUUAAAGUGUUUUUUGAGCUUUUUAGUUACUUUUAUAGAGAAACAGAACAAGAAAUAAGGAAGGAAACGACAUGCAGCAGGGGUCUGGAUUUAACUGCCGAGCUAAAACAGAUCCAAAAUAUCUCCUGAAGUUAUUGUGGGUCAUAAAAACUUCCAAUGAAGCAGCUGAAUGUGUACUAGACUUGGUCUUGGGCUGGGCGAUAUGGACUAAAAGUCACAUCCCGAUAUAUUUAGGCUGAAUAUCAACAUACGAUAUACUUAUGUCCUGAUGUUGUUUUCACAAAGUGAGAGCAAAUGUUUAGUCACAGUCAAAUCCAGAUAUGACAUGUCACAAGUAGUUCUAGAAGUCAUUAAAUGCUGAAAAGAAGAUUCUUUAUGCUCAGCUGGUCAAAGAACAAUCACAUGUAAACAUAAAUACUGUAUAACCACAGGAGUACCUUUUAAACUGGAGCUCUAUAAGGUGAACAUUUAAAUGAAAAAUAUAUCUUAAAUAAAAAUAGCCCAUAAAGUAAAAUAGGCCUUUUUCUGAAGUAAAUUUCUUUAUAUGAGAAAAGCAUCAACAUUUUGACAACUCUAAAUGGCCGAUUAAAAUCAAAUUCAGAUUUUCUUCUCCUCUAACAAAUCCACAGAUGCAAACAACAAACACUACAAAAGAAUUCAAUAUGACAAACCCGAA